Lactuca virosa is the source of this 1047-nucleotide messenger RNA. NCBI's taxonomy places the organism in Eukaryota, Viridiplantae, Streptophyta, Magnoliopsida, Asterales, Asteraceae. The record is from the annotation of a GenBank genome assembly.
AUGGCUUCAACUGGUAGCUUUUCCUACGGAGGAUUCCACACGUCGGACUUAGACAUCCCCACUGAAAACGAGUUGUUGCCUAUGGAGAUGCAGGUCGAAAUGGAAAACAUGAGAAACGACAUCAACCAAAAGCUCAUCGAAAUAAGGGACCAGAUGGCGGUGAUACAAAGAAGGUUCAAUUUCAGUUUAUGGAUUUUGAUUGUUGGAGUGGCGGAUGACAAGAUCUUCGUCAAUGGAUAUGAUGCCAAUGAGAAGACCUUAAUCUACAGCAAAUACAACAAAGAGAUUUCUCUGGCUGAUGAACAACUGUUCUUAGCCUUCCAAAACUCUUUGCUAAAUCCAGACUUAAUCGGCAAACACGUGGCAGACAUCUAUCCAGAAAAACGAACACUUCUUGAUUGGGAUACUAGCUACAAAAUCGUAGAAGGUAUUGCACGAGGACUACAAUACCUUCAUGAAGACUCAAGACUUAGAAUCAUCCAUCGUGAUCUCAAAGCUAGUAAUGUUUUGUUAGAUGAUGAAAUGAACCCCAAAAUCACAGACUUUGGCAUGGCAAGGUCGUUUCACACUAAUGUAACUCAUGGCGACAUAAGAGGCAUUGUUGAACCUAGUAAUGGUUACAUGGCACCGGAAUAUGUGAUGCAUGGUCAAUUCUCGGUUAAGGUAGAUGUCUUUAGUUUUGGAGUCCUAGUAUUAGAAAUAAUAAGAGGCCAAAAGAACCAAAGUUUCCAACAUGAGGAUAGUAUCUCCUUUCUCAGCUAUGCAUGGAGAUGUUGGCAAGAUGGAACACCAUCAUAUAUAAUAGAUCCCAUAUUGUUGAAUGGAUCAUGUUCUUUAGAUGACAUAUUCAGAACCAUUCACAUUGCCUUAUUAUGUGUUCAAAAUAAUGCACUAGACAGGCCAACGAUGUCUUCGUUUGUUCUUAUGCUCAGUAGCUUUUCCAUCACCCUCCAAGUACCAUCAGAGCCAGGCUUUUACAUGCAAAAUAUUGUUAGCAAUCAAUUUUCUAGAAAUGAUGCAUCACUUUCUGAGUUUAGUCCACGAUAG